Molecule: messenger RNA, 864 nt
Organism: Ceutorhynchus assimilis (cabbage seed weevil)
Lineage: Eukaryota; Metazoa; Arthropoda; Insecta; Coleoptera; Curculionidae
Source: the annotation of a GenBank genome assembly
AGAAGUUUUGACAAGUAAACAAAAACAAACAUAACCACACUUUUUCUAGUUUUCCUGUCUGUCCUUAAAAAAUUUAAAUUUUCAUUUGAAGGAAAAUGUGAUUUCCCUUUCAAAAACUAACAAUGGAAAGUAGUACAAGUACCACCGAGCCACCCAAGGAACGGUACUCGAAAGAAUUCCGCGUUAAAGCUGGAUUAUUCUUGGCGGCAGUCUCGGGGGUGGCAGCCGUAGGCGGUUUCGGGGCCACAUUGAUAGCCGCGAAAAAACAAGACCCCAAAUACUUUGGCAAAGGUUUCAUACCGACCCGAGAGAUUCCUGAAACCGGGGCCGGUUUAGCUUUGAGAGCUUUGGGAUGGGGUACCUUGUACGCUUUCACCGGCUGCGGAGUGCUGUUUUAUGCCAUUUGGAAAGUAUCUGGCGCCCAAAAUCUAGAUGAGUUCCGUAUUAAAAUGGGACAAAUACUGCCAUCGAUACCCAAAAACAAUCCACCGCAAGGAAGAACCGAAUUUAGUGGAAUGAAUGAUCUUUUGGAGUAUUUAUCAGAGAAAAAAGAACCAAAGGAUAAGCGGUAGUUGUGCGUGUUUUGAUUUAUAAUAAAGUUUUAAAUAAUAAAAAGAAACAGACGAAAUAAAAACUUCUAACACACCAGACCUAUGCUUUGUUAAUUUACUUCCUAGACAAUAAACACCAUUAUUUUCAGCUCAGCUAAUGAAAAUACUUAUAUUAUUAUCCAAAAUUCAAUCUUAAAAAUUAAAAUAAAACAAACAAAAUAAAGACUUAAUAAAUAUUUUUUUUUCCCCCAAUGUUUAUUAUUUCCUCUUACGACCGCGUUUUCUUACAUUUGACUUUUCCGCUCCUUCCUUU